GGUUGGAGGGGCGGGGUUAGCGCCUUGCUGGAAACACAGCGCUGUGAUGUGCGCGCUCCUGCAUUGUGCCGCACAAAUGCACUGAUUAAUCCGCACUCGUUACAGUUUAACUGCCCGUUACUCGUCCAAACCACCGAAGCUGGAAAUCUCCCUCACAUUGAACACUUACACAUAAUGGGUGGACACAGGCUGUGCUGCUCCGCACGUCACUAUUAGUCUCCACAUAAGCCAUCCGAAAGUAUCCUACAAGAGAGUGUUUGGUGGCUCCGGGGACAGCAUGGCACAGGUGGAGGAGCCUCAAACCGAGGGAGAGGGAAGCCCCCAGACCAUCUCCUUAAGAUCAGAGGUAUCGGGGAACCACGUGGACGACGGAGACGCGGGGCCUUCCGUCAGGAGGAAGAGGAGGAAGAAGAAAGACCCGCGUCCGGAGUCCAUUAUUGUUUACCGCUCUGAGAUGGAGAGGGCGCCGGGAGAGGACCAAGACGUUGAAGAGGGACCAGAAAGGAGCUCGGAGGAGGGAGCGAAAUUUCUCUGCACGCCUACUGGCGAAGGAGAAGGAUGGAGUCUUCCUCCAGACAGCCGCUACGUGACCCUGACGGGCACCAUCACCCGGGGGAAGAAGAAGGGCCAGGUCGUCGACAUCCACCUCACUUUGACGGAGCGGGAAAUCCGGGAUCUGGCCAAGUCGAAGGAACGCCUCGACGCAGAGUGCGAGGCCGGGGACGGCGGCAAGCGCACCUGCAGUUUAGGCGUGUGCCACGGACCCCACGUCGUCCUGUGGAGCCUCUCCUGCGCCCCUGUCAUUUUCCUCCUCUCCUUCAUCACCUCCUUCUACUACGGCACUCUGACCUGGUACAACGUCUUCCUGGUGUACAACGAAGAGCGGACCUUCUGGCACAAGAUCACGAUAUGCCCCUUCCUCAUCAUCUUCUACCCCAUGCUCAUCAUGCCCGUGGCGCUGUCGCUGGCGCUGUACUCCGCCGUGGUGCAGGUGUCCUGGGCCUUCAGCGAGUGGUGGCAGGACGUGAGGGACCUGGAGAAGGGCUUCUGCGGCUGGGCCUGCGGGAAGCUGGGACUGGAGGACUGCUCCCCGUACAGCAUAGUGGAGCUGCUCGACUCGGACACCGUCUCCGGCACUCUGCACAGCAAGGCUCCCAGUGAACUCGCCCAGACGUCCUCGGUGUGAAUUUGGGACUUAAAUGCCAGAACGUUUUAGUCAGUCCCGGUGAAGCACUUGAAAUCUGUUUACUUUUCUGUAAAUGAAAACCAAACACUGCCUGAUUUGUCCUGAAAUGCUGAACUGUGUAUUAUUUUGUAAAACACUAUUGGAUCAAGAUCAUUCUAGAUGAUUCCCUUUAGCGUGGGAGUGGAAAUGUUCAUGUAAGUUAUUUUUCAAUCACUUAUUCCUACGCAUGACCUUGUAAAUACAGGUAGGUUUAGAUUAACUGGCGGUGGUCAUUCAUUUGACGCCUGAAAGUCAAACCAAGUUUACCUUCAUCUGUAAAUAUCUGUAACUAAGUGUGAUCACUCAGCUGUGCACUGAAAUCAAAAU
Gasterosteus aculeatus aculeatus (three-spined stickleback) is the source of this 1552-nucleotide messenger RNA. It is a transcript of the gene tmem169b, whose product is annotated as transmembrane protein 169b. NCBI's taxonomy places the organism in Eukaryota, Metazoa, Chordata, Actinopteri, Perciformes, Gasterosteidae. The record is from RefSeq and is a predicted model, not a curated record.